This is a messenger RNA of Histoplasma capsulatum G186AR, 1572 nucleotides long. RefSeq names its product acyl-CoA carboxylate CoA-transferase. Gene Ontology annotation, molecular function: acetyl-CoA hydrolase activity; acetate CoA-transferase activity. The transcript has 4 exons. Bases 1 to 1572 code for a protein of 523 amino acids. Gene Ontology annotation, cellular component: mitochondrion. Gene Ontology annotation, biological process: acetate metabolic process. The record is from RefSeq and is a predicted model, not a curated record. Lineage: Eukaryota; Fungi; Ascomycota; Eurotiomycetes; Onygenales; Ajellomycetaceae.
AUGGCUGUCUCUGCCGUGUUGAAAAGCCGUAUCAGACGGCCGUCCAUGCUGAGCAAGCUGGCCAGGGCUGAAGAUCUUAUCAGCUUCUUCCCAAAUGGCUCUUAUAUCGGCUGGUCCGGUUUUACCGGGGUUGGAUAUCCUAAGAAAGUACCCACCGCUUUGGCAGAUUAUGUUGAGAAGAAUUCACUUCAAGGACAGUUGAAGUAUUGCCUCUUUGUCGGAGCGUCUUCUGGGGCGGAGACGGAGAAUCGAUGGGCUAGGAAUAAUAUGAUUGAGAGGCGAGCGCCUCAUCAGGUCGGCAAGGAGAUCGCAAAGGGAAUCAAUAAUGGCAAUAUCAAUUUCUUCGAUAAACACCUGAGCAUGUUCCCCUCAGAUUUGGGUUUCUAUACGAAAGAUCGGCCAAAUAAUAAACUAGACGUUAUGAUUAUUGAGGCAUCAGCUAUCACGGAAGACGGGGGGAUUAUACCUGGGGCUUCAGUGGGGGCUUCUCCAGAGCUGGUUCAAAUGGCGGAGAAAAUAAUCAUCGAGGUCAAUACCGCGGCUCCUUCGUUCGAAGGCCUCCAUGACAUCACUAUGUGCGACAAGCCUCCACGGCGAAAACCAUAUCUGAUUAUGGCACCCGAAGACCGCAUCGGAACUACAUACAUCCCAGUUGAUCCCGAGAAGGUCGUUGCCAUUGUUGAAUCCGACUAUCCCGACCGGACGCAACCAAACGCCCCAGCGGACGCAGGAUCGCAUGCUAUUGCCAAACACAUCAUCGAAUUUCUCCAGCAUGAAGUGAAAAUGGGCCAUCUCCCCAACAACCUUCUCCCCAUCCAGUCCGGCAUUGGAAACAUUGCCAACGCUGUCAUCGGGAGUCUCAGCACCAGCGGCUCCAACUUCCGCAACCUGCGCGUGUGGACCGAGGUGCUUCAGGACUCCUUCCUCGACCUCUUCGACACCGGCCACUUGGACUUCGCCACUGCCACCUCCGUCCGAUUCUCUCCAGACGGCUUCAAGCGGUUCUAUGAUAACUGGGAACGCUACUUUGAUAAACUGCUCCUGCGCUCCCAGCAGGUGUCCAACUCCCCUGAAAUCAUCCGCCGCCUCGGCGUGAUCGGCAUGAACACCCCAGUCGAAGUAGACAUCUACGCCCACGCCAACAGCACCUGUGUCAUGGGCUCGCGCAUGCUCAAUGGACUGGGCGGCUCUGCCGAUUUUCUCCGCAGUGCCAAGUACAGCAUCAUGCACACGCCCUCGGCCCGCCCAAGCAAAACGGACCCCACCGGCAUCAGCUGCAUUGUACCCUUCUGCAGCCACGUCGAUCAGACAGAGCACGAUCUGGACGUCAUCGUGACUGAGCAGGGUCUCGCUGAUGUCCGCGGCAUGGCUCCCCGCGAGCGCGCCCGCGAGAUCAUUGCGAAAUGCGCGCACCCCGACUACAGACCAAUCCUCCAGGACUACUUCGACCGCGCUGAAUUCGAGUGUCUGCGGAAAGGGAUGGGCCACGAGCCACACCUGCUCUUCAAAGCUUUCAAGAUGCACCAGAACUUGGAGGAGAAUGGGACCAUGAAGAUUAGCUCCUGGGAGUAA